AUGAGUUCAUGGCAAGCAAAUUGUGAUGUAAAGAAAAUUGCAAAGGACUUUGUGUCGUUUCUAAACAAAUCUGUUACACCAUUUCACGUCGUGGAAGAAAGUGUUAAACGGCUCCGAAAUGCUGGGUUUCAAGAGCUGAAAGAAUCAGAUCGUUGGAUUAUUGAACCUUUGAAAAAAUACUUUGUUACUAAGAAUAAGUCUUCGAUUUUUGCGUUUGCUGUUGGAGGUAAAUAUCGUGCUGGUAAUGGCUAUUCCAUUGUUGCUGCACAUACUGAUAGUCCAACAUUACGGGUAAAGCCAGUUUCAAAAAUAUGUGGCGACAAAUAUUUGCAAAUUGGUGUUUCAACAUAUGGUGGAGGCCUGUGGCGAACUUGGUUUGAUCGUGAUCUCAGCAUAGCUGGGCAAGUUAUUUGCAGAAAUGAGAAUAGUAUCGUGCAUAAGCUGAUAAAUAUUGACUCUCCAGUUGUUUAUAUUCCUAAUUUGGCUAUUCAUUUGACGAAUAGUUCUGAACGCAGCAAAUUUGAGUUCAAUAAUGAGACGCAUUUACGACCGAUACUUGCUACUUUAGCUGCUGAAAGAUUAUUUGAACUUAACAAAAAAAAAGAAAGUGAUCGGAAAUGCGACGACACAGAUGCGAGCACUGUACUCAAUGAUCAUCAUUUGGUAUUUCUCCAAACGAUAGCUAAUGCAGCUGGUUCUAAACCGGAUAGCAUACUGGAUCUUGAUUUGUAUCUUUAUGAUCACCAAAAAGCGACGAUUGGAGGAGUAUACGAAGAAUUUAUUACUGGUCAACGACUAGACAAUUUAGUUGGCGCGUACACUUGCAUUUCCGGACUUCUUGAAAGUCUAAAUGAAAAAGACGCACUUGAAAAUGAUGGAAAUAUCAGAUUAGCUGCAUGUUAUGAUAAUGAGGAAUGUGGAAGCAAUUCAGCACAAGGUGCUGGAAGCAGUUUUACGGAAUGGGUUUUGCGACGCAUCGCAGCAGCUAAUGACUCACCAAAUGCAUUUGAGGAAGCUAUCGGGAAAUCAUUUCUGAUCAGUGCAGAUCAAGCACAUGCAGUACAUCCAAAUUAUAAAGAUAAACAUGAAGAGUGCCAUAGACCAGAUCUUCAUGGUGGUGUCGUAGUGAAGAUCAACGUUGACCAGCGUUACGCUACUACAGCUACCACCCACAGUGUUCUCAAGCAAAUUGCACACUUAGCUAAUAUACCAUUACAAAAGGUAGUGGUUCGAAAUGAUAUGCCGUGCGGUUCAACGAUUGGACCAAUACUUGCGACUAACUUAGGCAUUCAAGCGGUGGAUGUAGGCUGUCCUCAAUUGGCAAUGCAUUCCAUACGCGAAAUGACGAGUACAUCAAGCAUUUCCCAAGCUAUAGCGCUAUACUCAGCUUUCUAUCAGCACAUAUCGCAGGUAUUGGCAUCAAUUUCCUAA
Molecule: messenger RNA, 1431 nt
Organism: Thelazia callipaeda (thelaziosis nematode)
Lineage: Eukaryota; Metazoa; Nematoda; Chromadorea; Rhabditida; Thelaziidae
Source: the annotation of a GenBank genome assembly